Penicillium longicatenatum is the source of this 1083-nucleotide messenger RNA. RefSeq names its product FAD-dependent oxidoreductase. The record is from RefSeq and is a predicted model, not a curated record. Gene Ontology annotation, molecular function: oxidoreductase activity. Lineage: Eukaryota; Fungi; Ascomycota; Eurotiomycetes; Eurotiales; Aspergillaceae. Gene Ontology annotation, cellular component: mitochondrion. The transcript has 3 exons. The coding region runs from base 1 to 1083 and encodes 360 amino acids.
AUGAGGGGUAUCCGACCGCGCCAACCAAUCCACCUCCCCGCGCUUCACCUCCGGCCCCAGCCGCCACUAUUCCCGAGAACCCGCCCGAUGAGCUCCCAGCGAGAAGACUCCAUCCCCCAUGAGCUGCGGACAGCAGCCGAACCCCGGCAAAACAGAUUGUACCCAGUACAUCUCGCCCAUGUGGAGCAGGUGAACCGAUCAAUUCGGCUCCUGCAAUUCACCAUUCCGAGCCCCGAGAAUGGCGAUCAACGACAACCAUUCUCUUUCAUGCCGGGUCAGUGGCUAGAUGUGCAUAUCCCAUCUAUAUCCAACGCUGGCGGGUUCACUAUCACUUCUACACCGGCAGAUGCCCAGGCGCUACCAUCACUAGAUGAUCCAGACGCUUCAGUUGCCAGAGAAAACGUAGCUGCAUCACUAACCUCGCAGGGCCGAGCCCCAUAUGUGGAGCUAGCGGUCCAAGACUCACCAUCCAACCCAGCGGCUGCGUGGCUAUGGAAGCCCAAAAAUGAGAUCAUUGGCAAGGAAGUAAAUAUCCGGGUAGGGGGGAGCUUUGUCUGGCCACCGACUGGAAUAGAUGUCCAUGCGGUCAAAAAUGUGGUUUUAAUUGCUGGUGGCGUGGGGAUCAACCCCUUGAUCUCAAUAUUAUCUCAUAUGAACCAAACCAAGCCGAGAAGCAAACUCGACGUUCAUAUAUUGUACUCGAGCCGACUGCCUCAAGGACAAGAAACAGAGAAACCCGAGUCUGUCUUUGAGCAGAUUCUGUUUCUUCCGCGAGUGCGACACAUCAUUUCUUCUCAUGGCCCAUCAUGUCAACUUAAUAUUAGCCUGGACCUGUUUCUUACUUCGGCAUCAGCGACCCAACUUUCAUUGAAAUCUCCUGCAGAUCUGAACAUCCACUCGAGACGGAUAAGCGAUCACGAUUUAUAUUCCGCGCUUGUGAGCGGGAGUGACAAAGUGAUUCAAAAAGAAACUGUGGCUUAUGUUUGUGGACCCCCAGUUAUGACUGAUGAACUGGUAGAGAAGCUCCAAGGGUUCCUAGAGGAGGAUGGAACCCAAAGAGUGUUUUUUGAGAAAUGGUGGUGA